Messenger RNA from [Candida] anglica, 1567 nucleotides. NCBI's taxonomy places the organism in Eukaryota, Fungi, Ascomycota, Pichiomycetes, Serinales, Debaryomycetaceae. The record is from the annotation of a GenBank genome assembly.
CUUGCAAUUGUGUAGAUAUAGAAUUUUUUCUUCCAAAGUAUUCAAUUAAGUUCAAUAAUAUGCCUAUUACACUUAAAAACCCAGAUCUUAUUAGAUCCAAACCAUUUAUUAACGGUCAAUGGUUUGAUUCCAAAUCUACCGAAACUUUCAAGGUGAUUGACCCAGCCACUGGUGAUUUGAUCAUUGAAUUACCUGAUCAAACUCCAGAAGAAAUAGAUCAUGCUAUCCAGGUAACCCAUGAUGCUUUUGAGCUGUUUAAGAAGACAUCUCCUUACGAAAGAUCAAAGUUGUUGAGAACCAUGUACAACCUAAUGAUGGAAAAUGCUGAAGAUUUAGCUAAGAUUAUUACUUGGGAAAAUGGUAAAUGUUUAGCUGAUGCUAUUGGAGAAGUAAAAUAUGCUGCAACUUACUUUGAAUGGUUUUCCGAAGAAGCAAAGAGACUUUAUGGUCACACAAUCCAACCUACCAACCAUAAUAAUAAAGUCCUUACUUAUAAGCAACCAGUUGGCGUUGUCGGAUUGUUGUGUCCUUUUAACUUUCCUUCAGCUAUGGGAGCUCGUAAACUCUCUCCAGCUUUUGCUGUUGGGUGUACUGCAAUUUUGAAGCCAGAUGGCCAAACCCCAUUAUCUUCUCUUGCAUUGGCAUAUUUGGCUGACAAGGCAGGCUUCCCAGCAGGUACCUUCAAUGUAGUGCUUACAUCUACUUCAAACACUCCAAUGUGUGGAUUGAAGUUUUGUGAAUCGCCUCUUAUUAAAAAGGUUUCAUUUACCGGUUCUACUCAAGUAGGUAAGCUCUUAAUGAAGCAAUCUUCUUCAACUUUGAAGAAACUUUCAAUGGAGCUUGGUGGUAAUGCCCCAGUGAUUGUCUUUGAUGAUGCCGAUAUUGAUUUGGCUGUUAGUCAAUCAAUUGCUUCAAAGUUUAGAUCUCUAGGUCAAACUUGUGUUUGUGCCAAUAGAUUAUAUAUUCAUUCCAAGAUUUACGAUGAAUUUACAAAGAAAUUUGUUGCUGAAGUCGAAAAAUUUAAGAUUGGUAAUGGAUUUGAUGAAGGUGUUACCCAUGGAUGUUUGAUUAACGAAAGAGCCAUUGAUAAGGUUGAAGACCAUAUUCAAGAUGCUAUAUCUAAGGGUGCCAAAAUCUUGUACAAAGGUGGUAAGUUACCAGAUUUAGGAAAGCAUUUCUAUAAGCCAUACGUCAUUGGUGAUGUUACUCAAGAUAUGAAGGUUAUUAAGGAAGAGACUUUCGGACCUUUGGGUGCAUUAGUAAAAUUCACCGAAAGAGAUGAAGUUUUGAAAUGGUGUAAUGAAUCAGAACAUGGUUUGGCUUCUUAUGUUUUCACUGAAAAUUUGAAUAAUGCAUGGUAUAUGUCAGAAUUCUUGGAAUCCGGAAUGGUUGCAGUUAAUACCGGUCUUUUCACUGAUGCUGCCAUGCCAUUCGGUGGUGUAAAGGAAUCAGGAUUUGGUAGAGAAGGAUCUUUAUAUGGGGUUGACGACUACACAGUUAUUAAAUCUAUUACUUUAGGUAAUGUAUAUAAUUAGAUACGAUUGAAUUAGCGAAAGCGUAAUAAGAG